This is a messenger RNA of Histoplasma mississippiense, 3675 nucleotides long. RefSeq names its product coatomer alpha subunit. The record is from RefSeq and is a predicted model, not a curated record. The transcript is spliced from 8 exons. Lineage: Eukaryota; Fungi; Ascomycota; Eurotiomycetes; Onygenales; Ajellomycetaceae. Gene Ontology annotation, molecular function: protein binding; structural molecule activity. Gene Ontology annotation, biological process: retrograde vesicle-mediated transport, Golgi to endoplasmic reticulum; endoplasmic reticulum to Golgi vesicle-mediated transport; intra-Golgi vesicle-mediated transport. Gene Ontology annotation, cellular component: COPI vesicle coat. Bases 1 to 3675 code for a protein of 1224 amino acids.
AUGCAGUCCUCUCCAAAUAUGUUGACGAAAUUUGAGUCCAAGUCGUCUCGAGCCAAGGGGAUCGCAUUCCAUCCGAAACGACCAUGGCUUCUAGUGUCCCUGCACUCCUCCACCAUCCAAUUAUGGGAUUACCGCAUGGGGACUCUGAUAGACCGCUUUGAAGAGCAUGAUGGACCUGUUCGAGGCAUCGAUUUUCAUAAAACACAGCCCCUUUUCGUAUCUGGAGGAGAUGAUUAUAGGAUCAAGGUGUGGUCGUAUCAAACACGUCGAUGCCUUUUCACACUCAAUGGUCACUUGGAUUAUGUGCGAACGGUCUUUUUUCAUCACGAACUUCCUUGGAUCGUUUCGAGUUCCGAUGACCAGACUAUUCGCAUUUGGAACUGGCAAAAUCGAUCAUUAAUUUGCACGAUGACCGGACACAACCACUACGCCAUGUGUGCGCAAUUUCACCCAAAAGAAGACCUGAUUGUUUCCGCUUCCCUUGAUCAGUCAGUCAGAGUUUGGGAUAUAUCCGGCCUCCGGAAAAAACACUCUGCGCCAACUUCGUCGUUGAGUUUCGAAGAUCAGAUGGCCCGUGCAAAUGCGUCCCAAGCAGAUAUGUUUGGUAAUACCGAUGCCGUUGUUAAAUUUGUCCUUGAAGGCCAUGAUAGGGGGGUCAACUGGGUCGCAUUCCACCCAACACUCCCAUUAAUUGUAUCUGCCGGCGAUGAUCGGCUGGUGAAGCUUUGGAGAAUGAGCGAUACAAAAGCAUGGGAAGUAGACACUUGCCGGGGUCACUUCCAGAACGCAUCAGCAUGUCUAUUCCACCCUCACCAAGACCUAAUACUCUCCGUGGGUGAAGACAAAACCAUCCGUGUCUGGGAUUUGAAUAAAAGGACCUCGGUUCAAUCGUUUAAACGUGAUAUUGAUCGGUUCUGGGUUAUUGCUGCUCACCCCGAAAUAAAUCUUUUUGCUGCUGGCCACGAUUCUGGCGUAAUGGUAUUCAAACUAGAGAGGGAACGGCCCGCUUCUGCGAUAUAUCAGAACCAACUCUUCUAUAUUACAAAAGAGAAACACUUGCGGUCCUAUGACUUCACCAAAAACGUGGAAUCUCCGCCAAUGUUAUCCCUAAAAAAGCUAGGCAGCCCCUGGGUCCCACCAAGAACUCUCUCCUAUAACCCAGCGGAGCGAGCAAUUUUAGUCAUUUCUCCUACUGAUGGCGGAACAUACGAACUUAUUCAUAUUCCCAGGGAUUCCACGGGUGCUGUGGAGCCAACGGACAUUAAAAGGGGGCAUGGGACAUCCGCUGUAUUCGUAGCGCGGAAUAGAUUUGCAGUGUUCAGCCAGUCUUCUCAGCAAAUCGACAUCAAGGACCUGAACAACUCAACAACAAAGACAAUCAAGCCACCCAAUGGAACCACUGAUAUUUACUUCGGUGGAACGGGUGCCCUUCUUCUCAUCACGCCCACGACUGUUGUUCUUUUUGACAUUCAGCAGAAGAAACAGCUAGCGGAGCUAAGUGUUAGUGGAGUGAAAUACGUUGUAUGGUCUAACGACGGGCUCUAUGCUGCUCUACUGAGCAAACAUAAUGUUACAAUUGUAACAAAAACCUUGGAGCAUGUUAGCACCCUGCAUGAGACCAUCCGCAUCAAGAGUGCCACAUGGGAUGAUGCAGGUGUACUGUUGUACUCCACACUCAACCAUAUCAAGUAUUCCCUUCAGAACGGAAGUGGAUCGCUGACAGAGCCUAGUGACAAUGGUGUUGUUCGCACUCUAGAUUCAACGGUUUACUUAGUGCGCGUCAAAGCAAGAAACGUCUAUUGUCUUGAUAGAACUGCGAAGCCGAUAAUCCUUGAAAUCGACCCUACCGAAUAUCGAUUUAAACUAGCUCUUGUCAAGAGAAAUUACGAUGAAAUGUUACAGAUCAUCAAAACGUCCAGUCUUGUGGGCCAAAGUAUUAUCUCCUACUUGCAAAAGAAGGGAUACCCGGAGAUCGCUCUACAAUUCGUCCAGGAUCCACAAACCCGCUUUGAACUUGCUCUUGAGUGUGGUAAUAUUGACGUAGCUAUAGACAUGGCGAAACAACUCGACCGCCCUAAAUUGUGGAGUCGACUCGGUACGGAAGCCUUAGCCCAUGGAAAUCACCAAACUGUCGAAAUGGCAUACCAGAAACAAAGGCUAUUUGACAAACUGUCUUUCCUUUACUUGGCGACUGGCGAUAAAGAAAAGCUCACUCGCAUGGCGAAAAUCGCAGAGCACCGAGGAGACUUCACAUCACAGUUCCAGAACUCCCUUUAUCUAGGUGACGUGGAAGGCCGGAUACAAAUGUUCAAGGAGAUUGAUCUUCUCCCUCUCGCUUAUAUGACGGCAAAGUCCCACGGCCUAGACGAAGAAGCCGCGUCCAUCCUUGAGUCCUGUGGCCUCACUGAAGAAGAGGUCACUCUGCCAUCGCUCGGCAAACCAUCGAGCGAGCCUCCGCGAGUUAUCGUUCCCACGUUCAAGUCGAACUGGCCGGUUAAAGCUCCGUCCCAUUCCUCAUUUGAGAAAGCUCUUCUGGGGGAGGUUGGCGAGGCUGUUGCUACUCCCACCAAUGGAUACGAGCCAGAGGAAGGUGAAGAGGUUGGGGAAUUUGGUCGUGAUACGUUGGGUGAAGAGCAUGACGAAGAAGAUGCUGCCGGAUGGGACAUGGGUGACGACAUUAAUGUUGAGGAUGUAGAGGACUUUGUCAACAUCGAGAGUGCUACAGGCGGAGCUGGUACCACAGAAGCGGAUAUAUGGGCGCGAAAUUCCCCUCUCGCAGCCGAUCAUGUUGCAGCCGGAUCCUUUGACACUGCGAUGCAGUUACUCAAUCGACAAGUUGGUGUGGUGAACUUCGAACCUCUAAAACCACGAUUCCUUGAAAUUUACAAAGCUACGAAGACGUACCUGCCUGCCACAGUCGGACUACCUCCACUCGUCAACUAUGUUAGACGAACAGUUGAGGAAACGGAUUUCCGACAUGUUCUUCCAGUCAUCCCCAGAGAUCUUGAGUCCGUUGCAAGUAUUGACCUCCAAGAAGGUUACGCUGCGAUGAAAGCCAACAAACUUGAAGAUGGCGUGAAAAUCUUCCAGCGUAUUCUCCACACAGUGCUCAUUAAUGUUGUCUCGUCAGAGAGCGAAGUGGAGGAGGCGAAGAAGAUCAUCACCACCGCCCGGGAGUAUAUCCUCGCGAUGUCAAUUGAACUUGAGCGACGGGCAAUCGGCACAGACACUCCAGAGAACCUGAAACGGAGUCUCGAGCUAUCUGCCUACUUCACCAUUCCGAAACUCCAAGUCGCCCACAGACAAUUCGCUCUCAGAGCAGCGAUGAAACUGGCAUUCUCAAAACAAAACUUCUCAUCCGCCCUUAGCUUUGCCAACAGGAUGAUUUCUAAUGGCGGUGUCGCCAAAUUCAUUGAUGAGGCCCGAAAAGUCAAAGCCCAAUGCGAGCGGAGCCCUCAAGACAAGAUUGAUAUCGAAUUUGAUCAGUUCGCUGAAUUUGACAUCUGCGCUGCUUCCUUCACGCCAAUCUACAGCGGCUCGCCUAGCGUCACAUGUCCGUUCACCGGUGCCAAAUAUCAUGAACAAUACAAGGGGUCUGUAUGUCGUGUUUCGCAAGUAACUGAAAUCGGAGCACCGGCGAGCGGUUUGCGUCUAUUUGUUUCUGGAAAGUCUUAG